GAGAGAGAGAGAGAGCAUCUUGCAAACCCCCACACUGCUUGUGUGUCGUGAACAUUUUUGAGCCUCUAAAACGAGAGGAAGAAGAAGAAGAAGAAGGGGAAAAAAGGCGGACUCUGAACUGACAAAAUGAUGCUGAGGGAGAACCGAGAGGCGGCAUCGAGCGUUUGAAAUGUCUGCUGCAGCUGAUUUUUGGGCCACUAUGCCGGCGUUUUUUUCACAUCCGUGCACCGUGAGAUUCUGUCGAAUAACGGGAGACCUGCACAGCUGCUGCCGGUAUGUGAACUAUUCCACACGCUGAAGCUGCUGGGCGAUGAUGCAUCGGUGGGGUUUGACUGUGUGAAUUCGCAUCACAUCAAGUCUGGACUGUAAAUGUAAAUUCGAGCCAGUUCUUUUUUUUUCCCUUCCCUCCUGACCCACCUUGCGACAGAUAAUUAGAAUAAUAACAACAACAAAAAAAUCUGCCUUAUUUCGACGCGAGGUGCGAGGAUGCCUGUAGCUGUGGUUGUGUCAUUGCUGCGGCACACUCCGGAGCUCCUCAGCUCAAGACAGACCCAACUAACCUCAGCUGAAGAGAACAGCAAGCUGGCAAAAGUGCUUUAUCAAUCAACGCAUAAGCCAUAGGAGCCUGUGCAUGUAUGUGGGAGGAGGCUGAGCGACUGGCACUCUUGAGGGGAGGCAUCUCUUGCACUGAGGUUUUGGGGGCUUCCCAAGAACUGCCACAUCCCCACAUUCGUCUGAGGACUGCUGUGAGCUUACAAGCCUCCUGAUGGUUUCUGGAGGGCAGCCCUGAUGCAUCGUGUGAGUGUGAAAACUCCAAGAGCCUUCUGCCAGCUUUGCAUCACCAGACAGGAGACAGAGCAGACGGCAACUCUGUGUGUGUCAUGUUAGAGGCUGGACUCUCGCCUGCUCCCUCCAACUCUCAGCCAAAAUCUCUGACCUGCCCUGUCUGAGUCCUUUGCAUCUCCGCGUUGCCACGACGGCACAACGGGGAGGACAGUGUCAAGCAGUUUGUAGACAUUACUGUUUGUGUGACUUCCUAUUAGCAGCACUCUGACUCUCCCUAAGAGGCUCCAAAGACCUCGGUCAGGAUGCAGGUGUCCUUCGCAUGCACUGAGCACAACCUCAAGAGUCGCAGUGAGGACCGGCUGUGUGGCCUUCGCACCGCUCCACCUCCCGGAGGAAGCAGUGGAGGAGUCGGGGGAGGCGGUGGAGGAGGAGGAGGCGGUGGUGGUGGUGGCAGUGGAGGAGGAGGAGGAGGCGGAGGAGGAGGUAGUGGACAAGGGAGCAAUGGCAACUACAUCACCCAAGGCUCAGUGAAGACCAGGGAGGGGCCCGGGUCCCGUCAGACUCCACAGGGCCAUGCCCACAUGAAGGAGGCCAUCGGGCGCCACACCAGUAUGAAGUACAGGAACCUGGGAAAGUCAGGCCUGCGUGUUUCCUGCCUCGGGUUAGGCACCUGGGUGACAUUUGGAUCACAGAUCUCUGAUGAGAUGGCUGAGAACCUGAUGACCAUAGCUUAUGAGAACGGAGUGAACCUGUUUGACACGGCGGAGGUGUAUGCCUCUGGAAGGGCGGAAAUCACUCUGGGGAACAUUAUCAAGAAGAAAGGAUGGAGGCGUUCAAGUUUCGUCAUCACAACAAAAAUCUACUGGGGAGGCCAAGCCGAGACAGAGAGAGGACUCUCCAGAAAGCACAUUAUUGAAGGUUUAAGAGGAUCCUUAUCAAGACUCCAGUUAGAUUAUGUGGACAUAGUUUUUGCCAACAGAAAUGAUGUCAACAGUCCAAUGGAAGAGAUUGUACGGGCCAUGACAUUUGUAAUAAACCAGGGUAUGGCCAUGUACUGGGGAACCUCCCGCUGGAGCGCCAUGGAAAUCAUGGAGGCGUACUCAGUGGCGCGUCAGUUCAACCUGAUACCACCUGUAUGUGAGCAGGCAGAGUAUCACUAUUUCCAGAGGGAUAAAGUCGAGGUGCAGCUUCCUGAACUCUACCACAAGAUCGGUGUGGGAGCAAUGACUUGGUCUCCACUUGCUUGUGGAUUAAUCACAGGGAAGUACAGUGAUGGGGUACCUGAGUGCUCCAGAGCUGCAAUGAAGGGAUACCAGUGGCUGAAGGAGCGAGUGAACAGCGAGGAGGGCCGCAGGCAGCUCGCUAAAAUCAAGGAGCUCCAUCUACUGGCAGACAGACUGGGCUGCACUGCUGCACAGUUAGCAAUCGCCUGGUGUCUGCGCAGUGAGGGAGUCAGCUCAGUACUUCUGGGUGUUUCUAAUACAGAUCAGCUACUCGAGAACCUGGGUGCCCUCCGGAUUUUAUCCCAAAUGACCCCUCAAACCAUCACCGAGAUUGAUGCCCUGCUGGGAAAUAAGCCACACUCGAAGAAGGAGUCACGCGCCUGAAGAUGCAAAUCUAAGCGACAGAUAAUGUUUCAAGAAGACGAAGAAGACUAUGACAUUGGGAAACAUUGCUUUUUGCUCUGCUGUAUACUCAACAACUUGCAUGUCCUCUGCAACAUUAUGCUUCCAGUAUGUGCGCAGAUCCAUUUUGCGCAAUACAUUGUAUCAUGUAUGAAAAAAAAUGAGAAAAUCUCUCAGUUGUGGAAGAAAAAAAACAGAUCAUAUAUUGCUCACUGUCGAUUGUUCACAAACUAAUUAUUUCUACACAGGGGGAGGCUGAAGCUGGUUAGACUGACAGGUCUCUGCCAAGCACAGAAACCAAGAAAGGGUGAAAGAUAUUCAGCAGUUGUCAAAGCAGAUUUGACUCUUCUUAAUCAAAUGUUCUAGGGAAAAAAAGACAACACCUCUGUGCUAAAAUGCAACUUUACUGCGUGAACGGUGCUUUCAUCUGACAUGUGAGUCUCCUCCCCUCGCAGCUGCCUGUAAUUCUGUAUGAUGUUUAGUACCCAGCAGCCAGAGAGCCAAAGGUUAGUACUCAUGAGUCUAGCCUAACAUUUCCCAUAGUGUGCAUGUGACUGGUCUGCCACGCUCACUGCUUUACAGGGUUGGGAACAAUGGAUUAAUUGUGGAAUCAUUACAGAGAUCUGACUGAUCUUUUCUGGUAAACAUGAGAUCACAUGUUGCUAAAAAAAAAAUGGUUUAAAAGCACCAAGAUUAUGUGACUACACUGAAAUAAUCAUAGAUUCUGGCACAAAUUACUUGAGAAAAAUGUUGAGAUUGGCAAUCAUAUAUCAAUAGUGAGGUGAAGUUUUGAAGGUAACUUUCCCAACCCUGCUGCUUUCUCAGCAGUCUUUUUGCCUCCUCUGUUUGUAAACUGUGCGCAUGUCCCUUUAAGAGAGAAUAGCCCCAACAGGGUGUAAAUGUGGCAUGGCUUUUAUGGCUUAUGUAGAUUUGCAGUGCCCUUGUAAGCCAUUUUUUUACUCUAAAUGGUCAGGCAGUUUGAUCCAGGAUCUGUUCUGCUGGGCACUCUUGCUUUAAAAGACUCUCAGCAGUCUGUGUGUCCAUCUGACGUAUAAUCUUUGUAUUGUCCUACACUGUAUCAAAAGAUGUUGGCAUCGCUCUCGAUGAUGUCCUGUGAAGAGCGUCAUUGUUGUCGAAUCAGAGAGUUUGAGACAGUCGGGACUAAAUGGAAAGAGAAGGUCGCUGGUGGUCUGACACAAAGAUUUGGACACACUGUGGUGAAAUGAAUGAUGAGUUUAUUAAAUGUGAUACAACUCUUGCCACAGGUCACUUGGGGUAAGAUUUAGCAAAUGUAAUUUUUCUUUUUUUUUGUGGAAGCCUAAAAAUAUAGCUUCUCUGCUCAUUUCUCUGGGAGUUCUCUCUCUGUAUUAUUCAUUCCCUUGAUUCUCACACACAUGCACGAUGGAUUUUAUACUGUGCACUUCAUGUCUUUUUCCUUUAGUUCUGUCUUGAUUUCAAUACUUUGUAAUGUGAGGACAGGAGGGGGUUGUUCCUUUUGUGAUUUCCCAUGAAAACAGCACUGAUCUCCAGGUUGGAGUUUUUGAUACAUGGAGUUGUUUUAGCUGGCACGAGGUUACACAGUACUGUAUAUAGGCUUAUCUGUUUGACAGUGACAUGACACGAGAACGGUUAAAUUUAUGAAAGUUUUCCUGAAGGAGCCGCUGAAAUGUCGCUCUCCUGUGUGACUCUGUGACAAUGUACAGUACGACUGAGUGUAGCUUCCGGUGUACAUACAGUAGAUACUUCAAUCAAACCUUGAAAAUGUAACUUUGCCUGCAUAACUUAUUUUACUGUCUUGCAACAAAGAGAAACCAAAAAAAAAGAAACAAGAGACAACUCAUAUUGAAUGUAUCAUGACUGUUGCUUGAACCUACUUAAGGGAAAAAGCACAUAGCAUAUUUCAAAAGUUCCUUCUUUUUGUGUUUGAACCUGUUACACAAAAAAACCCACAGUGCAGUCAUGCAAAUAUUUACAUUGGGAUUCAGCAGAAAAGGUGGUCAACAGAAGUUUCAUACUCACUCACACUUCGUUCUGAUUCAAAAUGUGCUCACCUGUUUCUGAGUCAGAUACGACUUUGUACUUCAUAACCUGAACAUACAAGAUGGAAUAGCUUCAUCACAGCUGUUGUGUUGAACCUGACCUUCCACGUUAGGCAACCCUCCAUGUCAAUAUUUGGAAUAAACUGUUUAUUUGUGUAUAUGUA
This is a messenger RNA of Amphiprion ocellaris (clown anemonefish), 4614 nucleotides long. Its product is annotated as voltage-gated potassium channel subunit beta-2-like. The transcript has 15 exons. Lineage: Eukaryota; Metazoa; Chordata; Actinopteri; Pomacentridae. The record is from RefSeq and is a predicted model, not a curated record. The coding region runs from base 1089 to 2393 and encodes 434 amino acids. Gene Ontology annotation, molecular function: transmembrane transporter binding; voltage-gated potassium channel activity; potassium channel regulator activity. Gene Ontology annotation, biological process: potassium ion transport; regulation of potassium ion transmembrane transport. Gene Ontology annotation, cellular component: voltage-gated potassium channel complex; membrane; cytoplasm.